GACUUUUCAUGGAAACUAAUUACGGGAUACGCAGGCUAACGACUAACGAAAACGGAGUGUACCUGGACGGACGUAUGCAAUAUAUACAGAAUGAAAAAUCAAAAUAGGCUGAGAAUAAAAGCUAGCGCCAACAUUGAACAGGCAACCGGGAUUGAUGGCCGGCUGCAACUCAAUCUCUAAAGCUCCGCCUUCCUGGUUUUCUCAGUGUUGGUCCUCGGCUCGCAGGACCAAAACUUUAAAUUUUCCCUUUGACACUAUCCUCGCUGCAAAUCCAUCCGAUGGGCUCGUACGCCGCCUCGGUCUCUUCGAUCUUAUACUCAUCGGGGUCGGUGCCUCCGUCGGCGCCGGUAUCUUCGUUGUCACCGGAACCGUCGCUCGCGACGCAGGACCUGGGGUCACAAUUAGUUUUAUACUGGCUGGAGUAUCAUGUAUAUUUAAUGCACUCUGUUAUGCUGAACUGGCUUCUCGUUUCCCUGCUGUUGUUGGAGGAGCAUACUUAUAUGCAUAUUCAGCUUUCAAUGAAAUCACUGCUUUCCUCGUUUUUGGUCAACUGAUGCUUGAUUACCACAUUGGGGCAGCUAGCAUAGCACGAAGUUUAGCAAGUUAUGUAGUCACAAUUUUGGAACUCUUUCCUCUUUUCAGAGAUCACAUUCCAAGCUGGAUUGGACAUGGUGGUCAAGAAUUCCUUGGAGGAACACUCUCUAUCAACAUAUUAGCACCAAUUCUCCUUGCUCUUCUGACUGUAAUUCUGUGUUGGGGUGUUGGAGAAUCUUCUAUGUUGAACUCUCUCAUGACUGUGACAAAGGUUGUUAUCGUUAUUAUUGUCAUCUUUGUGGGUGCUUUUGAGGUUGAUGUUUCAAAUUGGUCUCCUUUUGCUCCAAAGGGUGCUAAAGCAAUAUUGACCGGUGCAACUGUUGUAUUUUUUGCAUAUGUUGGGUUUGAUGCUGUUGCAAAUUCAGCUGAAGAAGCAAAGAGACCACAGCGGGAUUUGCCACUGGGCAUCAUAGGAAGCCUUUUAAUAUGCAUUGUCUUGUAUAUUGGAGUUUGUUUAGUGAUCACUGGGAUGGUACCUUACAAUCUCCUUGGUGAAGAUGCUCCUUUGGCUGAGGCCUUCAAGUCCAAGGGCUUGAAGUAUGUUUCUGUUUUAAUCAGCAUAGGUGCUGUUGCUGGACUUACAACCACUCUUUUAGUUGGCCUUUAUGUUCAGUCUCGGUUGUACCUGGGGCUUGGAAGGGAUGGUCUACUGCCUUCAAUAUUUGCUAAAGUGCACCCAACACACCAUACUCCUAUCCAUUCUCAAGUUUGGGUUGGUAUUGUUGCCAGCAUUUUGGGGGGAUUAUUUAAUGUGCACAUGCUUUCACACAUUCUUUCUGUCGGCUCAUUGACAGGUUAUUCUGUUGUUUCAGCUUGUGUAGUAACUCUGCGCUGGAAGGAUAAGGCACCGAGUCAAGUUUCCUCAAGGUGGACUUCAGCCUGGCAGGAAGGUGUCAUUUGCCUUAUCAUAGUUGCCUGCUGUGGCUUCGGUGCUGGUCUCUUUUAUCGAUAUGGUGCUUCAAUUGUGUUUUUGGUUGUAGCAGUUGUUAUAGCUGUACUUGCUGCUGCAGCUCUUUACUUACGCCAAGUUUACACAGAUCCUCCUGGGUUUUCUUGUCCUUGGGUUCCAAUUGUGCCAGUUGUUGGCAUCUUCUUCAAUAUCUUCCUGUUUGCUCAGCUGCACCAUGAAGCAUGGGUAAGAUUCGUUGUCCUUAGCAUCAUCAUGGCGGCAAUAUAUGCAUUUUAUGGGCAAUAUAAUGCUAAACCAAGUUCAGAUGACAUAGUUAUUUACCAGAGAGCUCCUGCGGAAGCAACACAUAUUCAUUAGUUACUAAAUGUUCGGUGUUAGGCAACGAGGUGUGGUUGUAGCAAUGGUUGUGUUGUAUAUUUGUAUUUACACUGUAUCAUCUGUAAAGCCAUUUGUAUGAGCCUUUUGUGUAACAAUACAUUUAUUAUAGGAAUCCUCUUUUAGAAAUGGAGAUGUCUUGGAACGGAAGAAUGAAAUAAAGGUGAAUACGUUAUACA
This is a messenger RNA of Manihot esculenta (cassava), 2058 nucleotides long. RefSeq names its product cationic amino acid transporter 9, chloroplastic. Gene Ontology annotation, biological process: amino acid transport; transmembrane transport. The transcript is spliced from 8 exons. Gene Ontology annotation, molecular function: amino acid transmembrane transporter activity. The coding region runs from base 155 to 1861 and encodes 568 amino acids. The record is from RefSeq and is a predicted model, not a curated record. NCBI's taxonomy places the organism in Eukaryota, Viridiplantae, Streptophyta, Magnoliopsida, Malpighiales, Euphorbiaceae. Gene Ontology annotation, cellular component: membrane.